CCUGCGCUGGUUCGUUCGUGUGUCGUACAGAUGUUCGGUUCGGUUCGGUUCGGUUCGUCUCGUUUUUAUUUCAUUUUUAGUUUUGUUUGGUUUCAUUGAGCUUAUUUGAGCUCCGCGUCCUCCGUUAGCGCGCCUGUUCCUAACCCAGCGCAGCUGCGCUUGUUUUUGGCUCCUGGGGGACUUUUAUUAUAUUCGCAGACUUGGUUUUAGAGAAUCUGCAGCCGGAGCUGAGCCGACUGGGAACUCUAAUACUACCAAUAACGCUCUUUGCGCAGUGAACCCCUCGCCAGGCAGCAGAACCGUAGGAACCGUUAGAACCAUCAGAACCUUCCCAGCAUGGACGUGCUGAAUGUUCUGUGUUUUCUCUCGCUGUGCUGGUGGUCCGUGCUCAGUAAACCCACCCUGAGGAAAGAAAGAGUUCAUCAUGAUCCCGAACUCAGCAGACAGCCUCAUGACGACAACGAGAGCCACCAGUAUGACCACGAAGCCUUUCUGGGGAAAGAGGAUGCCAAAACGUUUGACCAGCUGACACCAGAGGAGAGCAAAGACAGAUUAGGGAAAAUUGUAGAUCGCAUCGAUGGAGACGGUAACGGAUACAUCACCACAGACGAGCUGAACACGUGGAUAAAGAGGGUUCAGAAGCGCUACGUGUACGAGAAUGUGGCGAAAGUCUGGGCUGAUUAUGAUCUUAACAAAGACAACAAAAUCUCAUGGGAAGAAUACAAGCAGGCGACGUACGGAUAUUAUCUAGCGAAUCCUGAGGAGUUUGAGGACGCCACAGAUCAGUUCAGCUUCAAGAAGAUGCUUCCACGGGACGAGCGAAGGUUUAAAGCCGCUGAUCUGGACGGAGACCUGGCGGCUGAACGAGAAGAAUUUACUGCGUUCCUUCACCCAGAGGAGUUCGACCACAUGAAGGAAAUUGUGGUCAUGGAAACAAUGGAGGACAUUGAUAAGAAUGGUGAUGGUCAUGUAGAUGAGGAUGAGUACAUUGCGGACAUGUUUGCUCAUGAAGAAGGUGGUCCAGAGCCCGAUUGGGUGAAGACCGAGAGAGACCAGUUCUCUGACUUCCGUGACCUGAAUAAAGAUGGAAAAAUGGACCUGGAGGAGAUCCGACACUGGAUCCUGCCUCAGGAUUAUGACCACGCGCAGGCCGAGGCCCGACACCUGCUGUACGAGUCUGACACCGAUAAGGAUCAAAUGCUGACCAAAGAAGAGAUCUUGGAGAACUGGAACAUGUUUGUGGGCAGUCAGGCGACCAAUUAUGGUGAGGAUUUAACCAGGAACCAUGAUGAGCUGUAAGCUGGACAGUGUCUGACCACAUCGUGGUCCAUCAUGGUUCGCCGAUGGUCAUUGUCAGGUGAUGGCGUUCGGGUUUAGAGCCUAAAAUCUGCAUCCAGGAUAAUGACUUGAGUCGCUGACUGACCGGCUGGCCUUUAUGGAUCUACCUCAGUGCCUGAACACUCGGUGAAGCCCAAAGCCGGGACAGAAACUUCAUCCCUUCCUCAUCUGUUUAUCCUUCACUGCUUUGUUUGUUCCUGCAUGGAUUUGGACACUCCGUUGUUUUUAGCUGACACUGAUUUUUUUUUUAGCCCGAAAUGAGCCUGAAUCGUGAAGCUUCAGCAGCUGUUUGUUUAUUUCUGUGCCAAAAUGUAAAAAACAGACUAAAAAUUCUAGCUGUAUUUAUUUAGGCGUUCAUUUGAGGACAUUAUCUAAAUAUUUAUAACUUUCUCUAAAUGUUUUAAAGCAGUAUUUGUUUCAGAGGCUUUUAUAAAGAUCCAGUUCCAUUAAAAUAACAGAGAAUAACGUUUUUAACGUCGAGUGUCAGCCUGUGGAGGCCUCGGUUUUGUUGAAUUCUGAUGUGGUUAAAACACUUUGAAUUUUGUUGACUCGAGCUGAAUGAUUUUUAUUUUGUUUUUUUUUUUCUAUUUUGUAGUGCAUUUGCUGUCUUAUUUUUGAAAAAACUGUUUAAACGUUUUUGUUCCGUCUCAUAAAGGGUUGCAUGUUUUAGAUUGACAUCUGUGGUAUUUGAGGUUUCAUUUGAAGGUUUACACAAAAAGUGAAAAGACUUUAUCUGUUAUUUAAAUAAUAAAUAAUUUACAGAACA
Molecule: messenger RNA, 2104 nt
Organism: Pygocentrus nattereri (red-bellied piranha)
Lineage: Eukaryota; Metazoa; Chordata; Actinopteri; Characiformes; Serrasalmidae
Gene: rcn1
Product: reticulocalbin 1, EF-hand calcium binding domain
Exons: 6
Coding region: 337-1299 (320 amino acids)
Cellular component (GO): endoplasmic reticulum
Molecular function (GO): calcium ion binding
Source: RefSeq, a predicted model, not a curated record